AGAUAUUAAAUUAAAGCUAAAUAAAUUGGCGGCUCGAUCCCGUGCAAUGUCAGUGCGCAGACGUGGUUUCUAUAGUGUGGUUCAAAAUAUUUUUUUCAAAAUAUUGCCUGCAACUCUAUCAAAAUGAGGCUUCUUAUCCUAAUAGCCUCAUUGUGGGCAUUAGCUGCUUCCAAACCCGAAGUGUACAAAGAGAAAGAAGACUUCCAGUAUUCCAGAAGUUCAUCCGACGAUGGGUCCAAGUCUGGGUAUUAUGGAGCUCAGAGGGGAAACAUGGGCGGAAACUACGAAAGGGCACACAAUAUGGACUCAUUAGCGCAACAUCAAAUGAGCACACUCGUGAGAAACGUUGACGGGGAACUCGGCGAAGGUGCCAACACAAGGACAGGGAGUGUGUUCGCCGCGGCAAAUUCCAGAGGUCUCUACGGAUCAGGCAACUACGAUUUAAGUAACCUAAAAGGAAGGAACUUCGGGGAAGGCACAAUUUCCGGAGAUUCACUGUCGCAAAAAUCAGGAUACUCAGAUUAUUCAGGAUACGGAAAUUCAUAUUUGGCUGCUAAUGAACACAGCAGCAGCCGAGCGCAGAGUUCUGGACUUAGCUCUGGAUUCCAAUCUUUAGGUCUAGCUUCACAGUAUUUGCAAACUGAUGCGCAAAAGGCUGCUGAUAAUAUUAAUUACGACGCUAGAAAUUAUGAAUAUGAUAGUCAUGGAGCAAAUAAAUAUAAAUACACUCAAAGCAGUAGUCAGGCGCGGUCGGGCUACGAAAAAAGCAACAGUGCCAGCGCCGACAGUGAUCAUAAAACAAGCAGUAGUUUGAUCUACGCUACACCAGUGAGGGUCUAUAUACGACCUGGUACUAGAAUAGCGAUUCCGGUAGCGGCUCAAGUUUAUGACACGAAUGCAGCACUAGAUACAAUACACUCUGAUUCGGAAAUCUUAGACACUACUGGAAAGCGACUAUAUUAUAAACCUACAACUGAUGCGAAACAUUAUGAAUCUUCAUACAGCUAUCGUAAAGAAUGGGAAAAAAAGGACUCGAUACCAGUAACAGUAGCUCCAAUGGUGAGUCUGAUUCCAACGAACAGUGAGCUGUACGAGGACGCACAAUUGUCACAGCUAGCCAGUAAAAAGUAUGAAAGCGAUUUAGCCUCAGCAGUUAAUAGUCAUGCAAGCAGCGCGAACAGCGCUUACUUAAGUGGAUAUAGUGCGAGUACCAAAAAUGCAUUAUCUAAUCAAUCACGACGUCAAAGUCAAACAUAUGAUUCCGGAGCUAGUGCUUUAAAUGCUUACAAUUAUGGAACCAGUGCUUCAAAUGCAUACAACGCUGGAGCCAGUGAUUCAAGUGCUUACACUCAUAAAGCUUAUGAUGCAGCAGCAGCUAAUCUGCUGAGUUCUCAUAUUUCAGAUGGUACAGUUAAUUCAAAUAACCUCGUUGAAGGUAUUGAUUCUAAACCGAAAAGCUAUCAUUCUUCAUAUUCCUACCAUAAGUCAUGGGAAAGGCGUGGUGAUCCAUAUAUUAUAAAACCAGUAGAUGGCGAACAAGCAUUGCAAAGAUUAACAGCUGCAUCUGCAAAACAAGGUUAUGCCUGUACUUAUUGCUUAGAUGACAGUCAGCAACGUGUAAGACGAUCAAUAAAUAUAGAUGACAACCGACAUACUCGAUCUCCUUGGGGCACACUAGAAGAUUUGGGUCAACAAACUCAAACACAAUGGGAUAAGCUAGGAGAUUUCGGUCAACACACUCGAUCUCGUUGGGGCAAUCUAGAAGAUUUGGGUCAACGUACUCAAACACAAUGGGAUACGGUAGGAGAUUUCGGUCAACAAACUCGAUCUCAUUGGGGCAAUCUAGAAGAUUUGGGUCGACAAACUCAGACACAAUGGGAUAACCUAGGAGCUUUAAAUCAACAAACACAAUCUCAUUGGGGCAAACUAGAAGAUUUGGAUCAAAAACCCCGCUCUCAGCAUAGACUAGAAGAUUUAGGUCAACACGCCCAAAAUCAAUGGAAUAAUCUUGGACAUCUCAAUCAACAAACAGAGGGUUUUGGGGGUAAACUAGAAGAUAUGGGUCAACGAAGUCAUGCUUCUUUAGGUAAAAACCUAGAAAAUUUGGGUCAAAAUCUAGAAGAUUUUGGUCAACGAACUAAUGAUUAUGUGGGUAAAAAUCUAGAAGAUUUGGGUCAAAACCUAGAAGAUUUGGGUCAACGAACUAAUGAUUAUGUUGGUAAAAAACUAGAAGAUGUGGGUGAACAAACUCAAACACAAUUUGAUAAGCUAGGAGAAUCUUUAAAUCGAUUUACUCGAUCUCCUUGGGGCACACUAGAUGAUUUGGGUCAACAAACUCAAACACAAUGGGGUAACCUAGGAGAAGCUUUAAAUCAACAAACACAAUCUCACUGGGGCAAUCUAGAAGAUUUGGGUCAACGUACUCAAACACAAUGGGAUAAGGUAGGAGAGUUAGGUCAACAAACUCGAUCUCGUUGGGGCAAUCUAGAAGAUUUGGGUCAACGUUCUCAAACACAAUGGGAUAACGUAGGAGAUUUCGGUCAACAAACUCGAUCUCAUUGGGGCAAUCUAGAAGAUUUGGGUCGACAAACUCAGACACAAUGGGAUAACCUAGGAGCUUUCAAUCAACAAACACAAUCUCAUUGGGGCAAACUAGAAGAUUUGGAUCAAAAACCCCGCUCUCAGCAUAGACUAGAAGAUUUAGGUCAACACGCCCAAAAUCAAUGGAAUAAUCUUGGACAUCUCAACCAACAAACAGAGGGUUUUGGGGGUAAACUAGAAGAUUUGGGUCAACAAACUCAAACACAAUGGGGUAACCUAGGAGAAGCUUUAAAUCAACAAACACAAUCUCACUGGGGCAAUCUAGAAGAUUUGGGUCAACGUACUCAAACACAAUGGGAUAAGGUAGGAGAGUUAGGUCAACAAACUCGAUCUCGUUGGGGCAAUCUAGAAGAUUUGGGUCAACGUUCUCAAACACAAUGGGAUAACGUAGGAGAUUUCGGUCAACAAACUCGAUCUCAUUGGGGCAAUCUAGAAGAUUUGGGUCGACAAACUCAGACACAAUGGGAUAACCUAGGAGCUUUCAAUCAACAAACACAAUCUCAUUGGGGCAAACUAGAAGAUUUGGAUCAAAAACCCCGUUUUCAGCAUAGACUAGAAGAUAUAGGUCAACACGCCCAAAAUCAAUGGAAUAAUCUUGGACAUCUCAAUCAACAAACAGAGGGUUUUGGGGGUAAACUAGAAGAUAUGGGUCAACGAAGUCAUGCUUCUUUGGGUAAAAACCUAGAAAAUUUGGGUCAAAAUCUAGAAGAUUUUGGUCAACGAACUAAUGAUUAUGUGGGUAAAAAUCUAGAAGAUUUGGGUCAAAACCUAGAAGAUUUGGGUCAACGAACUAAUGAUUAUGUUGGUAAAAAACUAGAAGAUGUGGGUGAACAAACUCAAACACAAUUUGAUAAGCUAGGAGAAUCUUUAAAUCGAUUUACUCGAUCUCCUUGGGGCACACUAGAUGAUUUGGGUCAACAAACUCAAACACAAUGGGGUAACCUAGGAGAAGCUUUAAAUCAACAAACACAAUCUCACUGGGGCAAUCUAGAAGAUUUGGGUCAACGUACUCAAACACAAUGGGAUAAUGUAGGAGAGUUAGGUCAACAAACUCGAUCUCGUUGGGGCAAUCUAGAAGAUUUGGGUCAACGUACUCAAACACAAUGGGAUAAGGUAGGAGAUUUCGGUCAACAAACUCGAUCUCAUUGGGGUAAUCUAGAAGAUUUGGGUCGACAAACUCAGACACAAUGGGAUAACCUAGGAGCUUUCAAUCAACAAACACAAUCUCAUUGGGGCAAACUCGAAGAUUUGGAUCAAAAACCCCGUUCUCAGCAUAGACUAGAAGAUUUAGGUCAACACGCGCAAAAUCAAUGGAAUAAUCUUGGACAUCUCAAUCAACAAACAGAGGGUUUUGGGGGUAAACUAGAAGAUAUGGGUCAACGAAGUCAUGCUUCUUUAGGUAAAAACCUAGAAAAUUUGGGCCAAAGCCUAGAAAAUUUUGGUCAACGAACUAAUGAUUAUGUGGGUAAAAAUGUAGAAGAUUUGGGUCAAAACCUAGAAGAUUUGGGUCAACGAAGUCAUGCUUCUUUGGGUAAAAACCUAGAAAAUUUGGGUCAAAGCCUAGAAAAUUUUGGUCAACGAACUAAUGAUUAUGUGGGUAAAAAUGUAGAAGAUUUGGGUCAAAACCUAGAAGAUUUGGGUCAACGAACUAAUGAUUAUGUGGGUAAAAAACUAGAAGAUUUGGAAGAACAUAAGUGGAGCUACUUCGAUAAUCUAGGUCAGCAAGAGAACCUGGGACAGCAAGCUCAAUCACAGAAUGUAGCAAGCUUCGGUCAAGAAACGCAAAAUACGGCAAAUGGUUAUACAGGAUAUCAAUUUUAUCAGCCAUGGACUGUAGAUGGGAGAUUUGUUCCAUAUUAUACAAAUUACAGAGAGAUAAAUGGAUUGCCAUAUUAUGUACAAGAACCGCUAGAAAAUAUAAGCAAGAGAAAGGAUUGUCAUAAUUUAGAACACGGGAGCUAUUUUCACCAUCAUAAUAUCGAUUUUAAAGAAAGUCAAGGUGCAACACAUAAUUCAGAGUUCUUAUUCAAUGUUAAUCAUUUGGAUCAUUCAGGAAUACCAAAACAAAAUACAGCACAAAAUUUUGGAGAUAAACCUGAAAUUGAUAUAAACAUUCAAAGAGAAACAACUACGGUUAACUAUGUUACUUCAGAUGACAAAACGCCACAGACAACACCAAAAACAAUCACUGUUGAUGCAGUGCAAGAAAACCAUUCUACUCUUGCGAACCUACACCCCAUUGAUAUUGGGCGUGGAGACAUCGGUCCGGAAGAUAUAUUGAUAGAAACCACUAAUAUCAAUGAAAAAAAUUAUAAAACUUCGGAAGAAAUAGAAUCUCUUAGUCUAACAAAAGACCAAAUAGACAUUUCCAAAGAACCUUUGAAUUUGAGUGUAACGAGUUUACAUGAGCAAAAUAAACACAAAAUUUGGGAAGAGUUAAGUGCAGUUAUCGAAUCGUUGACUACUUCUACCGCCAAGCCAAAAGAAAAUCUUGAGAAUAAAAUUAUAAAUGUUAUUACCAUUGUGGACGAUUCUACGCCAAAAUCUCAUUAUCUUAGUUCAUCCGGUAACCCUGCAUUUAAUGACAAACAGAAUGAACUAAAACGAAUUCGUGCCACUGAUGAACAACAAGAUGAAAAAAAGAUAUCAGACAGCUUUGGACAACAUAACUGGGUGCAACAAACACAGAGCUUGGAUCAGCUAAAUAUGGGACAGUAUUUAGAGCCUUUUAAUAAACAAGAUAUGGCACAACAACUUAAGCCUUUUGAAGAACAAAAUAUGAGACCCGAUCUACAGUCUUUUGAUGAACAGAACAUGGUUCAGCAGUUAGAGUUUUUUGAAAAACAAAAUUUGGAACAACAUUUAGAGCAUAUCGGAGAAAAGGACAUUGGACAACAGUUUGGAAAUGUUGAACAGCAAAAUUUGGGGCAACAAAUGCAGAACUUUGACCAGGAGAGUAUGAAACAUUUAGAGCCAUUUGAAGAACAAAAUAUGGAAAAAUUAGAGAUAAGUCAAAAAAUUGUAGGCCAGUUACAGAAUUUUGAUAAGAAAAAUGGUAGAGAAUUACUAGAUAUUCCAGAAGAACAAACUGUAAGAAUGAAUUCACAAGAUGAUUUUGGUCAACAAAUACAAAUGUCAGCUGAUAAAAAUAUUCUACAGAAUUCAGAAACCAUCUCAAAACAAUUUGAAACAAGUCCAGGAAACCUGUAUGUACAGGAACAAAACAUACAAUAUAAAAGCCAAAAUGUUGAACCCUCCAAAAGUCACAAUGAUAUUUCACCUCCUAUAGAACCAACUACAGAAAAAUCUGGAUUUUGGGGCUCAGUAUGGAAUAAGACUAAGAGAGCUAAGGAUUCUGUAGUAUCAUGGUUUAGUAGCUAACUAGCUUAUUUACUACAUUCUCAUAUAAUAAUUUGACUUUGUUAGGUAUAGAAAUGGUGCAUAAAAAAUUGUUUACUUACAUCAGUCAAAGAGUGAAAGUAUUUAACAAAUGCUUGUUGCUGUACUGAAUCUGAAAUAAGAAAAAUAUUUUAUAACUAUUGUAUUUAGUAUUUAUAUUAUUAAGAUUUUCUUGAA
Messenger RNA from Maniola jurtina (meadow brown), 6177 nucleotides. RefSeq lists its product as uncharacterized. NCBI's taxonomy places the organism in Eukaryota, Metazoa, Arthropoda, Insecta, Lepidoptera, Nymphalidae. The coding region runs from base 124 to 5982 and encodes 1952 amino acids. Gene Ontology annotation, cellular component: extracellular region. Gene Ontology annotation, biological process: lipid transport; lipoprotein metabolic process. The transcript is spliced from 4 exons. Gene Ontology annotation, molecular function: lipid binding. The record is from RefSeq and is a predicted model, not a curated record.